AUGGUGCAGAAAUCUCUCAACGGCGGGGCUUACCCAACUCAAGCCGGAGAGAAGAAGCACAAAGUCGGGUUCGUCGGACUGGACCCCGGGGCUCCCGAAUCCAGCAGGGACGGCGCGCUGCUGAUCGAGGGCUCGGGGAGCACCAAGCGGGGCAGCAUCCUCUGCAGACGCAGGUCCAGCCUCUCCGCAGGAAGACCCCGACCGUCGAAGAAAUAUGCCAGCUAUCGGAAACUGCAGAAUUUCCUCUAUAACGCACUGGAGAGACCGCGGGGAUGGGCGUUCAUCUACCACGCUUAUGUCUUCCUGCUGGUCUUCUCCUGUCUCAUCCUCUCCGUCUUUGCCACAAUCAAAGAGUUCAAAAACAGCUCAGAGAGUGCCUUGUACAUACUGGAAAUUGUGACCAUCGUGGUGUUUGGUGUGGAGUACAUUGUGAGGAUAUGGGCUGCCGGCUGCUGCUGUCGAUACAGAGGAUGGAGUGGGAGGCUGAAAUUUGCCAGAAAGCCUUUCUGUGUCAUAGACAUCAUGGUGCUGAUCGCCUCAGUGUCGGUUCUGGCAGCUGGAUCGCAGGGCAAUGUUUUUGCCACCUCAGCCAUCAGGAGCUUGAGGUUCCUGCAGAUCCUACGCAUGCUGCGUAUGGAUCGACGAGGAGGCACCUGGAAGCUGCUUGGAUCUGUCGUCUACGCCCACAGCAAGGAGCUCAUCACGGCGUGGUACAUCGGCUUCCUGUGUCUGAUCCUGGCCUCGUUCCUCGUCUACUCAGUGGAGAAGGAGUUAAAUAAUGAGUUUGAGACGUAUGCUGAUGCUCUCUGGUGGGGACUGAUCACUCUCACCACCAUAGGUUAUGGUGAUAAGGUUCCCAGGACCUGGUACGGACGCCUGCUGGCCGCUACCUUCAGCAUGAUCGGGGUGGCCUUCUUCGCCCUUCCUGCUGGCAUCCUGGGCUCUGGCUUUGCCCUCAAAGUCCAGGAGCAGCACAGGCAAAAACAUUUUCAGAAGAGACGCAGCCCUGCAGCGGGCCUCAUCCAGGCUGCUUGGAGGUUUUAUGCUACCAACCUGUCCCGCACAGAUCUGUUUUGCACAUGGGACUUUUAUGAGGAGACUGUAGCUAUUCCAAUGUACAGACUCAUUCCACCCCUGAAUCAACUGGACCUGCUGAGGAACCUGAAGGGCAAGUCAUUCAGGAAAGAUUCUCAGGCCGAAACCUCCCCAAGUCGGAAGGCCAGCUUGAAGGACAAGGUGUUUCCCAGUCCGUCCAAGGGAUCCAUGGCCAAGGGAAAGGGCCAGUCUGAAGGGGCAGAGGAGGGGGCUGAGGGAAGUCCAAGCAAGGUCUCCAAGACCUGGAGCUUCACUGAGAAGAACCGAGGGCCCAUGCACAGCCUCAGGAGCCGGGGCAGCGCUUCACGCCAAAACUCAGACUUGCUGAUUGAAAUGCAGGACGAAGUCUUUGGACUGAAGCGUUCUCCAGCAAUUGAAGGUUUAAUAAAGGCGAGCCUCCCAGGAGAGGAAAUGGCUGACGACAAGAGCUGCGACUGUGACUUUGCCACCCAGGAAUUACCUCCAGGGUUGAAGGUUACAAUACGGGCAAUCUGCAUCAUGAAGUUCCUGGUGUCAAAGAGGAGGUUUAAAGAGAGUCUGCGGCCUUAUGAUGUCAUGGAUGUGAUCGAGCAGUACUCUGCAGGUCACCUGGACAUGCUCUGUCGCAUUAAGAACCUACAGUCCAGGAUAGAUAUGAUUGUUGGCCCCCCUGCCCCUUCAACACCACGCCAUAAGAAGUCCACUGAAGGUCCUAGAGUUGACAUGAUAGUUGGCAAAGGUCCUAAAGCUGAUGGAGACGCUGCAGAGGACCAGAGCAUGAAUGGACGUCUGGUCAAAGUGGAGAAACAGAUGACGGGUAUGGACAGGAAACUUGAUUUCCUGGUCAACGUGUAUGUGCAGCACAUGGGCAUCCCUCGUUCUGAAACAGACGCCUUUUUCAACUCCAAAGAGCCGUAUCCAGCUCCGCCUUACCACAGCCCAGAGAAGAGCAAGUUGGAGAAAGAGGGAACAGAGGAGGUGAAGGAAGAAAAGGAGGUGAAAACCUGCUCCCCUGCAGAUUUCCCAUGCUCUGAUGGGUCCUCUGAAAAGAAAGAUCCUCUACUGGGUCAGUCUGUGGCCAGGUCGGUGGGUACUCCCUCUGGCAGCAUCAGCCGCCCCUCUACCUCUUGGCAGCACCAAAUGCAGCACCCCCUCAGCCAGCCUGCCUGGAACAGCAGCGUAGCCAACACGCCUUCACCGGUCGGUGAAGGCGGCGAGCGCUCGCCCAACCCGUUCCGCCUUCCGCCUCCUCCUGCUCUGGUCCACGACCGCUCGUCAUCUGGCCCGGGUGGCAACAGCAGAGAGAGCAGCUCCAAGAACAGGAGGCGCCACAGGAGGCAGAGGUGUCAGCAGGAUGCGAUCGCCGUGGAGAGCGACACGUCUCUCUCCAUCCCAUCCGUUGACCACGAGGAGCUGGAGCGCUCCUUCAGCGGCUUCAGCAUCUCCCAGGCCAAGGAGGACUUCUUUGGGCCUCCUUUCUUCACAGGCUCAGGAGGGGGAGCGGGAGCAGGGACUGAAGCCGGACCUGGAAAUUCACUCUGUGCCAGAGUCAGACCCUUCAUAGCAGAGGGGGAAUCAGACACAGACUCAGACCUGUAUGCCCCCUCACCUCUGUCCUUCACUGGAGAGGUCUCAUGUGUGGAGAGGGGGUGGCCAGGACUGAAGUAGAUUCAUGGCGAACGAGAUCAGUGCUUCAGUGGCCAACAGGAGACCUGUCCCCAGACCCUACAGCCAAAUGACUGAUGUCUGAUGUACCUACAGACUAUCAAAGGUUUAUUGAAUGGAUGUGAUUAGCUCUUUAUUACAGAAGAUGGGAAAAUAUGUUCUUAUAAACAUAUAGGGUGGUCCUUUAUCACAUUUUUUGUUUGUGAUGUUACACUUGACAAGAAAUGCUAAAUUACACAUGCAUUGCCUUCUACUGAGUUUUGAUCUGUCUGUGAUGACAGAUACGUGUGUGUGUGAUGUGUGAUGAGGAUUUGAUUUCGCACUGAACUUGACUUUGAUUUGAAAUGAGUACCUCCCUUUGCUUUUUUUAGUGGCGAGUGCACUUCUUCUGUUAAACCAUGUUAAAUAACUUUUAAACCACAGUGGCAGUUAGUAAAGCAACGAUUGUUAGUCUUAUCAUGUGGUUAGCGUAGUGUCUUGAAAGCUUCUAUACCUUUGAAUGACUUGAGGUGUUAUGAUGAUGCCAAAAUCGUAGCUAUGAUAAUCAAUUAGAUUCCUGCAGAGUAAAAAAAAAAAAAAAAGAGUGCUUGCUUUUCAGCAUCAUUAAUUCCGCCUGGUGUUUAAUAAAAUAGUAAAGAGAAACUCCCCUCAAAGUAUUGCAGAUACUUCCCCCCAUCAGUAAACCAGAGGGUGUCCUGCAUGGCAUGUUAAACGGUUGAUUUAAGGACAGUGGUUAAAGGCGGGCUUCCAAACCAAACGGUAGCAAAAAGUCAGCACAACAACCCACUGAGUGUUGCCCUUCUGUACAGAGCAGUGGAUACACAUUACAAUGUGCAUGCAUGACUGGUUUCAAGCUACAGUGUGUUGAGUUUUAGGGAGCUUUGCUGGAAUUUCACUCCGGUGAGAGCCAGCCUGAGCUCGCUACUUUCAUGGCUCUUCUUUUCUUGGCAAAUACGUGAAUUCAUGGAUUAUGUAUGCAGGGGCAGAUGCUUAUUAGCACAGUCUAUAUGUGUUGACAUUAACAUGUGUGUUUUAUGUUGUUAUUACACAACAAUUAGUGCUGAUGUUGGACUGAGUAAACCAUAAGGGAGAUUUAUUCUGUGAUGCAUAUGUCAAUCAUUUAGAUUCCUUGUAGAUACGUUUGUUCUGCACUAAAUGAGAAAACGCAAUAAAAAUCGAGCGAGGCAAUCGAGAACCGUCCUUUAACAACAUCAACAUGGCCUUAUUUUUCAUGACAAAAUCCUUUGUUUUAUAAGUACAAUAAAUCAGUUAUUUCAUUAUUAUUAACAUUUUGUGUAGUAUUCCAGGUGUUAUAGGUUUGACUAUGUCCUCAGAACAGAUGCUGGAGGUUGAAGUACAUUUGACUACAGAUGAUGCCACCACGAGUCAUAGAAAAUCUACUUUAGCAUUGUUAAAUUAACUCUAGAAUAUGGAUGUGAUAGCAGAAGAAGGAUUUCAGUUAGUGGAUUCUGUUCACACACAAUCUAUAGGUUUUCUGAAAAGAAUAAACAAACCUGCGGACAUUUGUUCCCCCUC
Pleuronectes platessa (European plaice) is the source of this 4275-nucleotide messenger RNA. RefSeq names its product potassium voltage-gated channel subfamily KQT member 2. The record is from RefSeq and is a predicted model, not a curated record. Gene Ontology annotation, molecular function: voltage-gated potassium channel activity. The coding region runs from base 1 to 2742 and encodes 913 amino acids. The transcript is spliced from 18 exons. Gene Ontology annotation, biological process: potassium ion transport; transmembrane transport. Gene Ontology annotation, cellular component: membrane. NCBI's taxonomy places the organism in Eukaryota, Metazoa, Chordata, Actinopteri, Pleuronectiformes, Pleuronectidae.